Carica papaya (papaya) is the source of this 1188-nucleotide messenger RNA. RefSeq names its product Cysteine proteinases superfamily protein. The record is from RefSeq and is a predicted model, not a curated record. Gene Ontology annotation, biological process: protein deubiquitination. Gene Ontology annotation, molecular function: cysteine-type deubiquitinase activity. Lineage: Eukaryota; Viridiplantae; Streptophyta; Magnoliopsida; Brassicales; Caricaceae.
UGCUUAAGUCUAUCAGCAAUCAGCAUGCAUAAAUUUUGAUUUUCGCACUGAGUCUUUGCAAUUUUGCUCUCUCUCCUUAAAUUCUGGGUUUUUUUUCCCUUGUGAAAUUGUCCUUUUCUUCUUCUGCAACUGGUAUUUAUAGUUUCUGUCUGCCCACUUUUCCUUCGUUUGUUUUCCUGGGGUUCGGGCCGAGUUCCUUCAUAUGCUCUUCUCUGUUUGGAUUCAGAGAAAGUAAGAGAGAAACUACAAGAAAAAAGAAAAUUAUAGUAUAUCUCAACUAGGAAGCUGUAGGACCCAAGGAUUUUAUUUGCUGAUUGUUGAGCUAGUAUGUCAGAGAACUAUAGAACUUCGAGUACAGGCUCAAGCUCGAGUUUAAAUAGCAGUUCCCGUGACACUGAGGAUGAUCACACCAUUGCAAGCAUACUAGCAGAAGAGGAAAACUUGAGAGCUGAUGGCCGGCUUGGGAAGCGACUAUCUCAUUUGGAUUCCAUCCCGCAUACUCCCCGUGUUAACGGAGAGAUACCUGAUGUAAAUGACGCUACCUUAGAUCAUGAUCGGCUCUCUGAAAGGUUGGCUACAUAUGGUUUAGCUGAAUUACAAAUUGAGGGUGAUGGAAACUGUCAGUUUCGAGCAUUAGCAGAUCAACUAUUUCACAAUCCAGACUAUCACAAAUAUAUCAGAAAGAAAAUUGUAAAGCAGCUAAAGAAGUUCAGAAAAUUAUACGAGAGUUAUGUCCCAUUGGAGUACAAAAGCUACUUGAAGAAGAUGAAAAGAUCAGGUGAAUGGGGAGACCAUGUCACUCUGCAAGCAGCUGCAGACUAUUUUGAAGCGAAGAUCUGCUUAGUCACCUCCUUUCGAGACACGUGCUACGUCGAGAUCCUUCCUAAGGACAAGAAUCCUACAAGAGAACUGUGGCUGAGCUUCUGGAGUGAAGUGCAUUAUAAUUCUCUCUAUGCAAGUGGAGAUGUUCCCAGUAGAGUACCGAGAAAAAGGCAUUGGCUGUUUUAGAGCCAUGGAGAAGAUCAGCUUAUUGAGGUCUCUGCUGUUGGUUCACUUCCUCACUUGUUCUACUGCUAUUAGUUACUUGUUAACUCAAUAUUUUUCAAAUUUGACUUGUAAUAUCGACCAGUUUUACAUAACAAUAGAUUUUAUGAUUCGGUUUACUUGGGUUCUAUCUCUUCUUGAAAA